CGAUCACUUGAACCAAUAGAAAGACGGCAACCAUCAUGAUCGGCCUACUGUGUCGCUGUCACCUACGAAGGCCACGCGACCUUGGCAGCUCAUGGCAUUUCCCGACUCGAUGGAUCGAGCAUCAACCACGGGCGAAUUUUGUCCAGGCCGGCUGGGCCGACAAUCACUCUUCCAGGGUGGGCGGCCUGGCUGAGAUUUCGGAACAGACAUUGCUUGGCUCGAACCCGACCCUAGACAAUAACGCGGUGCAUUUUGUUCGGAAAGAGACCCAGAACACUGGGGCACUGGGGCACUGGGGCACUGGGGCUUUACUCAGCUUGUCAAACCAACGCCUUUGCUUCGGGUGAACUUUUCUGAUUUUCCAUGAGAAGGCGAUGUUGUGCCUAGAGCUACCUCUAUCCCAUCAGCCGUUAUCAUUGUUAUCACUAGGGCUGUUCUAUCAUAGAGAAGAGAAGCAACAACAGUCAACACAUCCCGCGUUAUCAUCAUCUUUACAGCAUUCUCCGCGGAAUAUCUAGAAGAAAAUUCGCCCCUUCAACGGUUACAAGUAAGACUUGAUCGUUGUCCCCAUCCCUUUCUCCCUCGGACUUGAGACUCCAUCCUAUGAUAUACAUAACAGUGUUCUUUUGACUCUUUACUUUACACUCUUGUUCAUUUGAGGGCCGUCGAAACCACUUUCAAGAUGUCCAACGACCUCACCACAAAAAUAAUAUCCUCGUACGGCAGCCGGGAGACACACAGCACCGGCGAAGGAGGACUAGAUGUCAACAGUGCUGCCGCCGGGUGGGAUUCAAGUCGGCCAGGCUCGAUUUAUACUUCCUCGAGGCAGUCGGCAGCAACACUACCGAGGGCGGCCAAGAGAAAGUUCAAGAGUUACCGGCUCCGAGGCGAGUACGAGAAGCCAUGGCUCGCCGACCCGGCCAUGAAGAAGACCAGGUGGAACAAUUGGAUCGUUACCGCCUGGUGUCUGGCCGGGUUUGCGGGUGCCGCUGUUCUUUGCUAUACAGGCGUCAAGCAGUACCAGACUGGGCCGAUAUGUCUGGUGUUCGAGGAUGACUUCAAGACGCUGGAUACGAGUGUCUGGUCGCACCAGGUGACGCUCGAUGGCUUCGGAACAGGGUCCUUUGACUGGACCACCACCGAUUCCAAGAACUCGUACGUCGACGGGGAAGGACUUCAUAUUGUCCCGACUCUCACGACUGAGACAACGGACAUCACUGCCGACCAGCUCUAUGCCAACUACACGCUCGAUUUGAGGAAAGACAAGUCUUGCACGGGCACAACCAAUGCCUCUUGCGUCGCUCAUUCCGACCCAAAGACGGGUGCCAUGAUCCCACCCGUCCGGUCCGCUCGCCUAAUCACCAAGGACACCAAGACACUCCGGUACGGUCGUGUCGAAGUUGUCGCCAAGCUUCCCAAGGGAGACUGGUUGUGGCCUGCCAUCUGGAUGAUGCCCCAAGACUCCACUUACGGCGUGUGGCCCCGCUCCGGCGAGAUCGACAUCAUGGAAUCCCGCGGCAAUGGGCACGACUAUGCACCCGGCGGACGAAACCUAUACUACGGCUCCCUCCACUGGGGUCCUUCAGGCGCGACAGAUGCCUACUGGCGGACCACAUCGGCCAAGCGUCUCAGGCGCAGCGAUUUCUCCGAGAGCUUCCACACGUUCGGCCUUGAGUGGGACGCGAAGUACAUGUACUUUUACAUGGACAACCGGCUUACGCAGAUCAUGCAUGUCGGGUUCAAAGCUAAGGACGACCUCUGGAAAAUGGGUGAGUUUGCGGAGAUGAGGGAGAACGAUACCCUUCUUGAAAAUCCGUGGGCGGGAAGUGAUUCCACGACGGGAAACGCGCCUUUUGAUCAGCCGUUUUACCUGAUUUUGAAUGUGGCGGUGGGGAGUAGGAUAGGGUGGUUUCCCGACAACAAAGGAGACAAACCUUGGCUUGACUCGGCGACCAACGCUCAGUGGACGUUCUGGUCGGCUGCCGACCAGUGGCUGCCGACUUGGGGAGAGGGUGAUCAGCGUGGUAUGACGGUGAAGUCGGUCAAGAUGUGGAGGCAGGGUGCUUGCUAGGGAGAGGACAUGAACGUUUUUUUUUCUCUCUUUUUUCUAUUACACCCUAGACUGUUUGUACAACUCUAAUAACUGGAUUAAUGUGCGAUGCGUGUGAUGGGGUGGAAACAGGAUCAAGGUUAAAUGUAUGGUUAGAGUAUGUGGAUUUUGUAGUCUAGUCUCUGCGAGUUCUGCACAUUUUGUACGCAUCAAUGUAUUACAAAUCUCGCGUCAAG
Messenger RNA from Neurospora crassa OR74A, 2286 nucleotides. RefSeq lists its product as hypothetical. The record is from RefSeq and is a predicted model, not a curated record. The transcript has 4 exons. Gene Ontology annotation, biological process: carbohydrate metabolic process. The coding region runs from base 683 to 2071 and encodes 462 amino acids. Lineage: Eukaryota; Fungi; Ascomycota; Sordariomycetes; Sordariales; Sordariaceae. Gene Ontology annotation, molecular function: hydrolase activity, hydrolyzing O-glycosyl compounds.